AUGUCCGAUACUUCACAACACGAAGUGGGGCGGAAACGCGUGUGCAAAGCAUGUGAUCGUUGUCGCCUGAAGAAGUCCAAGUGCGACGGUCACGACCCAUGUUUGCGUUGUCAGGCCGAUAAUGCUGUCUGUAUAUUUGGACAACGAAAAAAGGUCCAUGAGAAAUCAUAUCCCAAAGGGUAUGCAGAGAUGUUAGAACAGCAACAGGGUUGGCUCGUAAAUGCCCUACAAGAACUCUAUCACCGGGCUGUUCAUGGACAGGGAUGGCCCGGAGAACCUCUAAAUCUUGAGCCUAAUGGCUUUCCUCUUACCCAAGAUAUGCUUGUGCGCCUCGGGGCUCUGAAUAAUGGGGCUAGGAUGCCUGAGAGACAAGGCAAUACUGAAUUACAUCAGGAGCCAGAAAACAGCUUCAGACAGACUCCUUUAGGCACUCCAUCCAUUGGAUCAUGCGUCCGCUCUGCUCAACAGGCAAUGCCUCUCACACCAACAACAUCAAGCGAAAGCCCCUCAGAUAUCAAAAUUUACCCUCCCGAGGCCAUGCUAAGAAAUUCUCAUUUUGAGCCGCAAAGAGGAGGUAUCUCUGAGCCAUGGGGAUUUCUGGAUCCACAACAGUGGGAUGAAGACUUCGGAUUGUUUGAUGAUAUGGAAAUGAUGAUAGCAGCCAAAGAUUCGAAUUUCGUCUUUGAUGAUGCAUCAUUCUACGAAAACCUGGAUCUGUUCACAGACCAGAAUGCCGCAGGCAUCAAUUUGAUCUAA
Penicillium cosmopolitanum is the source of this 756-nucleotide messenger RNA. Its product is annotated as Zn(II)2Cys6 transcription factor domain-containing protein. The coding region runs from base 1 to 756 and encodes 251 amino acids. The transcript has 3 exons. Gene Ontology annotation, biological process: regulation of DNA-templated transcription. NCBI's taxonomy places the organism in Eukaryota, Fungi, Ascomycota, Eurotiomycetes, Eurotiales, Aspergillaceae. The record is from RefSeq and is a predicted model, not a curated record. Gene Ontology annotation, molecular function: DNA-binding transcription factor activity, RNA polymerase II-specific; zinc ion binding.